Molecule: messenger RNA, 1866 nt
Organism: Arabis nemorensis
Lineage: Eukaryota; Viridiplantae; Streptophyta; Magnoliopsida; Brassicales; Brassicaceae
Source: the annotation of a GenBank genome assembly
AUGGGUUUAGGGAACAAACUCCGGCUGACUUCUGCUCUCAGCCGCAUGCUCCACCGGAGGAUACUUUAUUCAUCCGCCAGAUCUUUCACCACCACGGAGGGCCACCGUCCUACCAUCGUCCAUAAACGAAGCCUUGAUAUCCUCCAUGACCCUUGGUUCAACAAGGGGACUGCCUUUACGAUGACGGAGCGAGACCGUCUCGAUCUCAGGGGGCUUCUUCCACCUAAUGUUAUGGAUUCUGACCAGCAAAUUCAGCGUUUCAUGACUGAUCUCAAGAGGCUGGAGGAGCAAGCAAGGGAUGGACCUUCUGAUCCCAAUGCUCUCGCUAAGUGGCGAAUUCUUAAUCGCUUGCACGACCGAAACGAGACCAUGUACUAUAAGGUUUUGAUUGCCAAUAUUGAGGAAUAUGCGCCAAUAGUUUACACUCCAACGGUUGGUCUUGUCUGCCAGAACUACAGUGGGUUGUUUAGGAGGCCAAGGGGAAUGUAUUUUAGUGCUGAAGAUCGUGGUGAAAUGAUGUCCAUGGUUUACAACUGGCCUGCUGAACAGGUUGAUAUGAUUGUUGUUACCGAUGGAAGCCGGAUUUUGGGUCUUGGAGAUCUGGGUAUUCAUGGAAUUGGUAUAUCUGUUGGGAAGCUCGAUUUAUAUGUCGCCGCAGCUGGAAUAAAUCCUCAACGGGUACUUCCUGUCAUGAUUGAUGUUGGAACAAACAAUGAAAAACUACUCAAGGACCCCAUGUACUUGGGUCUGCAGCAACAUCGUUUAGAGGAUGAUGAAUAUGUCGAAGUAAUUGAUGAAUUUAUGGAGGCAGUAUUUACUCGGUGGCCACAUGUUAUUGUGCAGUUUGAGGAUUUCCAGAGCAAAUGGGCUUUCAAAUUAUUGCAGAGGUAUAGAAACAGCUAUCGAAUGUUUAAUGAUGAUGUACAGGGGACAGCAGGGGUUGCGAUUGCUGGUCUUCUUGGAGCAGUUAGAGCACAGGGGCGACCAAUGAUUGAUUUUCCAAAGAUGAAGAUUGUUGUUGCUGGUGCUGGAAGUGCGGGAAUUGGUGUUCUAAAUGCUGCAAGGAAGACGAUGGCACGGAUGUUGGGAAAUAAUGAAACUGCGUUUGAUAGUGCACAAAGUCAAUUUUGGGUGGUUGAUGCUCAGGGUCUUAUCACUGAAGGACGAGAAGAUAUUGACCCAGAGGCUCUGCCGUUUGCUAGGAAGCUUAAAGAGAUGGAGCGUCAGGGAUUAAAAGAAGGAGCAAGUCUUGUCGAAGUGGUUCGAGAAGUUAAGCCUGAUGUGCUUCUUGGUUUAUCUGCAGUUGGAGGGUUAUUCUCAAAUGAGGUUUUAGAAGCCAUGAAAGGUUCAACCUCGACAAGACCAGCUAUUUUUGCAAUGUCAAAUCCCACAAAAAAUGCUGAAUGCACGGCUCAAGAGGCAUUUUCUAUAUUAGGCGACAAUAUCAUCUUUGCGAGUGGAAGCCCAUUCAAGAAUGUGGAUCUUGGGAAUGGUCAAGUAGGACAUUGCAACCAGGGAAACAACAUGUACCUAUUUCCGGGUAUUGGACUUGGUAUUCUUUUAUCUGGUACUCCAAUCGUCUCGGACGGGAUGCUUCAGGCCGCAGCUGAGUGCUUAGCAGCAUACAUGAGCGACGAAGAAGUGCUGAAGGGGAUCAUAUACCCUCCAAUAUCAAGGAUAAGAGACAUAACAAAAAGAAUAGCGGCUGCGGUAAUAAAGGAAGCAAUUGAGGAGGAUCUGGCCGGCGGAUAUAGGGAAAUGGACGCUCGAGAGCUCCAGAAGCUUAAUGAGGAGGAGCUGAUGCAGUACGUGGAAAACAACAUGUGGAGUCCAGAGUACCCGACUUUGGUCUACAAAGAUGAUUAA